This is a messenger RNA of Tarenaya hassleriana, 1512 nucleotides long. Its product is annotated as UDP-glucose 6-dehydrogenase 1-like. Gene Ontology annotation, molecular function: UDP-glucose 6-dehydrogenase activity; NAD binding. NCBI's taxonomy places the organism in Eukaryota, Viridiplantae, Streptophyta, Magnoliopsida, Brassicales, Cleomaceae. Bases 10 to 1368 code for a protein of 452 amino acids. The transcript has a single exon. Gene Ontology annotation, biological process: glycosaminoglycan biosynthetic process. The record is from RefSeq and is a predicted model, not a curated record. Gene Ontology annotation, cellular component: nucleus; cytosol.
GGACCCACCAUGGCCGUGAUAGCACUCAAGUGCCCUGAUAUUGAAGUAGUCGUGGUCGACAUCUCCGAGCCAAGGAUCACUGCCUGGAACAGUGAUCACCUCCCAAUCUAUGAGCCCGGACUCGACGAUGUGGUGAAACAAUGCAGAGGCAAAAACCUUUUCUUUAGCACAGACGUGGAGAAGCAGGUCUCCGAGGCUGAUAUUGUCUUUGUCUCUGUCAACACUCCGACCAAAACACAAGGUCUUGGAGCCGGCAAAGCUGCUGAUCUCACUUACUGGGAGAGUGCUGCCCGUAUGAUCGCCGAUGUCUCUAAAUCCAGCAAAAUCGUCGUCGAGAAAUCUACUGUCCCCGUGAAAACAGCCGAGGCAAUCGAGAAGAUCUUGACCCACAACAGCAAAGGCAUAAACUUUCAGAUUCUCUCAAACCCGGAAUUCCUCGCCGAGGGAACUGCUAUCCAGGAUCUCUUUAACCCAGACCGUGUUCUGAUCGGUGGAAGGGAUACCCCGGAUGGGCAAAAGGCCAUUGAGACACUGAAACAGGUUUAUGCCCAUUGGGUUCCUGUGGAACGGAUCAUUUGCACCAACCUCUGGUCAGCCGAGCUCUCCAAGCUUGCAGCGAAUGCGUUCUUGGCUCAGAGGAUAUCUUCUGUCAAUGCCAUGUCAGCUCUGUGCGAGGCAACGGGUGCUGAUGUUACACAGGUUUCGCAUGCCGUGGGUAAGGACACGAGGAUUGGACCCAAGUUCUUGAACGCCAGUGUCGGUUUUGGUGGAUCCUGUUUCCAAAAGGACAUCCUGAAUCUUGUAUAUAUCUGCGAGUGUAACGGCUUGCCUGAGGUGGCUAACUACUGGAAACAAGUCAUUCAGGUGAACGAUUAUCAGAAAACUCGGUUCGCAAACCGGGUUGUUUCCUCGAUGUUCAACACAGUCUCCGGCAAGAAGAUUGCUGUCCUCGGGUUCGCCUUCAAGAAAGACACUGGCGACACCAGAGAGGCACCGGCCAUCGAUGUCUGCAACAGUUUAGUGAAUGAUAAGGCCAAGCUGAGCAUUUACGAUCCUCAGGUAGCGGAAGAACAGAUCAAGAGAGAUCUUUCCAUGGCUAACCGAGCUGCAAUCACCGAGCAAGUGAGUGUGGUCUCGGAUGUUUAUGAGGCGACCAAAGAUGCACACGGGAUCUGUAUCUUGACGGAGUGGGAUGAAUUCAAAUCUCUGGACUUCCAGAAGAUCUUUGACAAUAUGCAGAAACCAGCGUUCGUGUUUGAUGGCAGGAACGUUGUGGAUAUGCAGAAGCUGAGGGAGAUAGGGUUCAUAGUUUACUCCAUAGGCAAGCCCUUGGAUUCAUGGCUCAAGGACAUGCCUGCUGUUGCAUAAAAGGCUAUAGAGGAUGUGUCCGAAUACAAAGACAACUUCAACAUGGAGAUAUUUUUUGUUUUGUUUUUUAUGUUUUUCCUUUCGAAGAGUGAAUCUGAUUUUGUUGCAUUGUUUUUUCUUUUCUGUAAUAAACACAUUUAUUUA